This is a messenger RNA of Panicum hallii, 1313 nucleotides long. RefSeq names its product protein YIPF5 homolog. Bases 172 to 945 code for a protein of 257 amino acids. Gene Ontology annotation, cellular component: membrane; trans-Golgi network. The transcript is spliced from 2 exons. The record is from RefSeq and is a predicted model, not a curated record. NCBI's taxonomy places the organism in Eukaryota, Viridiplantae, Streptophyta, Magnoliopsida, Poales, Poaceae. Gene Ontology annotation, biological process: vesicle fusion with Golgi apparatus; endoplasmic reticulum to Golgi vesicle-mediated transport.
GCUAACCAUUCGCAUCUUGCAGUUGGACGGCCCGAUUCGGCGACUCCUCCCCCCAGAUCCCCUCCCUCCUCGCCUAGGCCAAAACCCAACUCCUCGAUCUCCCGCAACCUCCCAGAUCUCUAACCCUCGCCACCGCCGCCCGCCGCCGCUUUCUCCCCGAUCGCCGCGGCCAUGGCGAAGGAGUUCCCCUUGCCGCCGGUUGUCUUCACGCCGUCCACCCCGACGCACCGCCGCCAUCCUGCCCCGGGCGUGGGGGCCUCUUCUCCGCCUGCGUUCGCGCCGCCGCGCCCCUCCACCUCGUCCGCCGCCAACCCGCUCCCUUUCAUGUCGUUCGACGUCUCCGCCGCCGCGGCCUCCUCCUCCGCGCCGCCCCUCUACACGGGUCCCAUCGGCAUCGGCGGCUCCGGCGCAUCCUUCGAGGACGAGCCGCCUCUCCUCGAGGAGCUCGGCAUCAACACGCGCCAGAUCUGGCGGAAGACGAUCUCCAUCCUCCACCCGCUCCGCACGGCGGAUCCCUCGCUCCACGCCGACGCCGACCUCUCGGGCCCGUUCCUCUUCCUCCUCUCCUUUGGACUCUUCCAGCUCCUUGCGGGGAAGUUCCACUUCGGGAUCGUGCUCGGCUGGGUCACCGUCGCGUCCCUCUUCCUCUACUUCGUCUUCUCCAUGCUGUCGGGCGGCCGCCGCGGGGACCUCGAUCUCUACAGGUGCGUCAGCCUCGUCGGAUACUGCAUGCUGCCCAUGGUCAUCUUCUCCGCGGUCUCCCUCUUCCUGCCGCGGGGCGGCGGGCUCAUAUUUGGAGUGGGGAUGGCGUUCGUGCUAUGGUCCACCAGGGUCUGCACCAGGCUGCUAGCAGAGCUUGCAUCCAGCGGCGACGAGCACAGGGGCCUCAUCGCCUAUGCGUGCUGGCUCGUCUACAUGCUCUUCUCGCUGCUCGUCAUCUUCUAAUACCCAUUAUUAUACGGAAGAUUAUGUUCGGAAUUUGUUUGGCGGAUGGAGUGGACUGCCUUUUAACCAGUCACUGGAGUGUUUCUGCUGGGACCUUGCAGAACUACUUAUGAUAUGGUGGCCAGUGGGGAAUUGUCCUGUAAUGAUCUGUCACUUUUGAACCUUUGGUUCCAGUGGGCAUGGUGGGUGCUCAGUGUAGAUCUUGGUAAAGAAAGGAAGUAAUUAGGUUUUUUCGAAGUAUUGGUGGAGAUCCGACUUUCUAAAGGGUGUUGUCGUGGUCUGUGCAAAUUUGUCCAUUGUGAUUACUUACCACGACUGGUUUAUUUUAGGAUCACCAUGCGUAGUUUCCUUUAUAUUUCACUGUUCAA